CGGUCUAUCUGUUUGAUUUUUCCAGUUUAUAUUUGAUAUGUUUAGUUGUUAUUUCAUUUCUAUUUUGUUUAAAUGGUUGUUUAAAUCAAUAUUUUGUGCACUUUUAGUAGGCAAAAACUAAAGCUUUGCUCGUCAGUCGUCACUCGAUUAGUCUACAUUAGCACUCAAAAGCGAUUACUCUGGUCUGGAGUCACAUGCUUUGACAGGUAAACAUGGCGGAUGAGGAUCCAAACGCAAAAGUUGAAUGUGAAGAUACUUCUGCUGAAGAAGAAGGAGCAGAGACGAUGGAACCAGGACAGAAUGAUGUGUCCAAUAGCACUGACUCGGUUCGGACGGACAGACCAGCAGACAGCUCCUGGUCGGCGCCGAUUUUGUCGUUCGCUCGUAAAGCGUCGGAGACGCUGAGCAGCGGGGUGAAUAACUACAGCGCUGGAUCACAACAACACAACAACAGCUCUGAGCACGACAAAUCAGCAGCUAUGAAGGAUCCAAUGGCAGUGGAGAGGUCAAAUCUCCUCAGCAUGAUGAAGCUCAGCAUUAAGGUUCUGAUCCAGUCAUCACUGAGCCUCGGACGGACGCUCGAUUCGGAGUAUCCACCCCUACAGCAGUUCUUUGUGGUUCUGGAACACUGCCUUAAGCAUGGUUUGAAAGCGAGGAAAUCUUUCAUUGGUCAAAAUAAAUCGAUCUGGGCUCCUCUAGAGCUGAUAGAGAAGCUUUGCCCCGAGUCCGCCGACAUCGCCACCAGUGUACGGGAUAUGCCUGGACUCAAGACAGGACUCGGACGGGCUCGAGCUUGGCUGCAUUUGGCUCUGAUGCAGAAAAAAAUUGCAGACUACCUGAAAGUGUUUAUAAAUAGGCGAGACCUUCUUGGAGAGUUUUAUGAGCCCGGGUCUCUUAUAAUGGAAGAGGAAGGGGCUGUGAUCAUAGGCAUGCUAGUGGGUCUCAAUGUGAUCGAUGCCAAUUUGUGUGUUAAAGGAGAAGAUUUGGAUUCUCAGGUGUGCGUCAUUGAUUUCUCAUUGUACCUGAAAGAUCCGCAGGCAACUGAGACCAAACAGGAUGAUGCAAAAAUGACGGCCAUCCUUGAUCAAAAGCACUACAUUGAAGAGCUGAACCGUCAUCUCAGCUGCACGGUGACAGAUCUUCAGGCUAAGAUGGACUCGUUGGAGAAGACCAACUCCAAACUCAUUGAGGAGCUCACAGCGGCCACAGACCGAAUCAAUGCUUUGCGUGAAGAGCAGGAGGAGCUUAGAAAGGAGAAUGCAAAUAUUCUCCAGAGCAGCCAGAGAAAAGAGGAGGUGACUCUCCAGGACAGCCAAGUGGAGUUGGAAACAUAUCGACAGACACGGCAAGGUUUGGAUGAAAUGUACAAUGUUGUCUGGAAGCAGUACAAAGAGGAGAAACGAAUCCGGCAGGAACUGCAAAAAGAGCUGGAACUACAGAUGGGUCUCAAGCAGGAAAUGGAAGUGGCCAUGAAACUCCUGGAAAAGGACAUUCACGAGAAACAUGACACGCUGGCUGCACUGCGACAACAGUUGGACCAGCUGAAGAACAUCAACUUACAGAUGUUCAACAAGGCACAGGAGUCUGACCGAGUGUCUCAGAGAAAAGAAGAGGAGAAACUACAAAUCGAAAAGAAGUUGAUUCAGAUGGAGGUGACCAUGAAAGAACUGGAGCAGAGGCUUCAAAAUUCUGAGAAUUUCCGCAAGAACACGGACGAAAGCCAGAAUGAGCUUAGGUCAGAGAUGAAAGGGAAAAUAAACGGUCUGCAGCAGCGUCUCGCUGACCUGGACACGCUCAGGGCCGGACUGGAGUCUGAACUGAGCAAUGAGAAGGAACAGCGGCAAAACAUGCAGAAAGAGCUGCAGAGAGAACAAGACAACAGCGCAGAGCUGCGCACACAACUGCAGCAGCUGCAGGGCCUGCAGACGGAACUGCUUGAACUACGGCAGGAGAAGAAGCAACUUCAACAGCUUUGUGAGGAGCAGGAACAAGCCCUGCAGGAGAUGGGUCUCCAUCUUAGCCAGUCUAAGCUCAAGAUGGAGGACUUUAAAGAGGUCAACAAAGCAUUGAAGGGCCAUGCCUGGCUAAAGGACGAUGAAGCCACACAAUGCAAACAAUGCCAGAAAGAAUUUUCAAUCGCACGGAGAAAACACCAUUGCAGGAACUGUGGAGAUAUUUACUGCAGCAAUUGCUCCAGUAAUGAGCUUGCUCUGCCCUCGUACCCCAGACCGGUGCGCGUCUGUGACGUCUGUCAUUCUCUUCUGCUCCAGAGAAGCUCCAUCGGGUCCUGACGACGCUCACAACAUCUGCUGAUCAUAUGCUGUGCAUGUCUUGUAAGAAAAAUACCAAUGCAUCAGGUAGCAGCUCUUGAUGGUCAAAAGGGGGAAUAAUUACUACUAAAUGAAUUCAGUUGCGAAAUCUUUAAUGUUCAGGAAUUUAAUAAAGCUAUUUUUACGUAAAUUAGCCAUGUAUUGAAUGCAAUAGUUCAUUACGUUGAUUCUUUACAUAAGAAUGAUGGUCACACUUUAUUUUAUGGUGCCCUGGUCACUUCAGUCAAAUACAGUAUCAAAAUUAUCCCAUUAUUUACUCAAGCAAUCCGAGAUGCAUAUGCCCAUCAUCUUUCAGACAAACACAUUUGGAGUUAUUUUAGUAAAUGUCUUUGCUUUCCAAGCUUAAUAAUGGUGGUAGAAAACAGGGAUCAGGGAACAACUCAAAAGUGCAUCAAUCUUUCACAGAAGUAAUUCAAACUGCUCCAAGGGGUUAAUAAAGGUCUUCUGAAAGUAAUCGAUGCAAUUUUGUAAGAAAAAUAUCCAUAUAUCAAACUUUAUAAACUAUAAUAACAUGUAACAACGCCAUUUUGGACUCAACAUCAUUCACUGUGCAAGCGUACCCAUGGCAACCAACGCUAAAGCCCAAUUUAUAGUCGUGCGUAAGCUGUACGGCGUAGCUACGCCAUAGGUUAUCUGUAGCCUGUGCGUAGCCUAAAAAAUGUUAACAGCGUGUCAGUUCUACGUGAACCGCAAGUCCACCAGAACCCCUUCCGUCAGGUAAAAAAACUGUGUCAUAUGUAUUUCCGUUUGCGACGGUGAAAACAAAGAUGAGCCAAGUUGAGGAGUGAUUUAACUCAAACUGCAACAAAAGUCGCUGUUUAUUUACUUCCAUCACUGCUGGUCUUCUCAAAUCAUACACAAGUUGCUGUUUCUUCUUCGUUUGUGGGUUAACUUGCCAAGCUGCUUCUUCUUUGACGGUUGCGCUGCUACUGUGGUUACACGAGUGGAUACUGCCCACCAGCGGUCUGCGCGGACGACGUCACAUUCACACGUGCCAUAGGCGUCACCGCUUGACAGAAGGCUUGUCUGAAGCGUGCCCAACGGCCAAUCACAGUGGCCGCAACGCAUGCUCCGGUCUUCCCUAAAUGUAAUUGGCUGGUUCUGCCUAGGUUAUUUGCAUAAGCGAUCUGAUUGGCUGACGCACCUGUUGCCGCUUGAACAGUUGGAAAAUGUUAAACUUGCCGCAAGCAAUGGCACUGACGCGGUGCUGACGGAUCCACAAUUCAGUUCAGCAACGCAUGACGUCACCCAUUAAAAGGGAAUGGGAAGCGUUAACACUUAUGCCCUGUGUGAAUUCACUGUAUAUGAAAACCGACGCAGAACCUACGCGCAACUAUAACGAGCCCUUUAAUACACCGAAACUCCAAGGCCCUCAUUUAUAAAGCAUACAUACGCACAGAUUUGAUCGUAAAGUCCAUAUUUAUAAAAACUUUCUUUGACGUGAAAAAGUGCUUAGCACCACGUCAGGGUCUGAGCAGACAUACGCACUUAUGCUUGUCAGAUUGCUGUAGUUUUUUUGGAAAUAUAAACCAAUAUUGCUGCUUGAAAAGGGUUUAAACCGGUGUGCCUCAUAAGUCUUGAAAAGUGAAGCCUCUGGCUCUUUGAUCACCCCCUGGUGGCUGGCUGCAGUACAAGUCAUAACCCCGCCCUCUCCAUUCAAACAAAUGGGACUCUGCUCUAAAUAAAAAAAAUAUUUACACUUCCAAUAAAAGUUUCCGAAAGAUGGUUUUGGUCCUUUUUAAGUAGUUGUUAUCACGCUGAUAUAUGCUCAAGUGUUCAUUUUUGUGAUAACUUUCAUUUUAGCUAGUUAUUUGAUGCUAUAGAAACGGGGCGUGUCGUUAAGAUUGGCGUGGUUGUAUUGGUCGCGCGAGCGUUUGUGCGGAAGUUUGAUACCACAGCUCCGCCUCUGUCUCCACGGACGAUUCCUUCUGCGCAUGCCUUGGCUCCAAACUGACGUUUUUUACGUAACAUGGCGGCGACCGUGGUCGGACAUUUUUGGCUUCAAUUCAUUACAAUGGAGGGAGGCGAUGUCGCGUCGUCCAUCUUUUUUUACAGUCUAUGGUUUAAACAUUGACAGAUGUUCUUUUAUAUGUCAAUGACAAUAAUUAGGCAUCAUUUAAAGGCGGAGAUCUAAAACUGCUCAGCUGCGCACAAGUUCAAGAUCAUUUGUGAUUUAUAGAUUUCCCAUCUGAAAGAAAGGGGUCAGUGCAUUUUCUGUGCUUAUGUUCGUUUUAUGAAUCACACGUACGCAUUUUUGAUAAAUGAUUGUAAGAUCAAAUGUAGGAUGGUUCGUACUCAGUAUUUUAAAAAUGAGGCCCCAAGACGGCGUUGUAACCGAAAGCUCAUAAUUAUAGUUUAUAAAGUUUGAAAUACGGAUAUUUUUCUUACAAAAUAAAAUAAUUUACCUGCUGAAGACCUCUUGGAGCCAUGUGGAUUACUUCUGUGAAAGAUGAAUGCACUUUUUGGGGGUUUAAAGUCAGAAGUUGUUCCCUUAUCCCUGUUUUCUACCAUUAUAAAGCUUGGAAGAGCAAGGACAUUUACUAUAGUUCACCCUAAAUUAAAAUUGUUAUUAUUUACUCGCCCUCCAGUUGUUACUUUCAGUAUAAAUGUCUUUGUUUUGCUAAAUAUUUUUGUGAGCAAGGUUUAAAAAAAAAAUGCUUUUUGAGCACCAUAUUUGUUUUUCCUACUAUGGAAGUCAAUGGUACCCCUGUAUUCUGCUUCAAUGCAAAUGUCUUCCUUUGUGUUUAGCAGAACAAAGAAAUUUAUACAGGGCUGUAUUUUUAUUUUUGGGUGAACUAUCCCUUUAAGGGUUACUUGCAUGUAAUUAUGCAUAUUUUACUGUUAUGACACAUAUCAUAUAACAAAGUCUUCUUAUUUUUUAACCCAUUUACACCCUUCUAUCUGUUCAUAUAUCAUGAAUGAAGUCAAACACUUAAUUUGAGUGGCUUUUCCCAAAUU
Messenger RNA from Paramisgurnus dabryanus, 5288 nucleotides. It is a transcript of the gene rufy1, whose product is annotated as RUN and FYVE domain containing 1. Gene Ontology annotation, biological process: protein transport; regulation of endocytosis. The record is from RefSeq and is a predicted model, not a curated record. Gene Ontology annotation, molecular function: metal ion binding. Gene Ontology annotation, cellular component: cytoplasm. NCBI's taxonomy places the organism in Eukaryota, Metazoa, Chordata, Actinopteri, Cypriniformes, Cobitidae.